Messenger RNA from Zootermopsis nevadensis, 1818 nucleotides. RefSeq names its product Branched chain amino acid transaminase (gene Bcat). Lineage: Eukaryota; Metazoa; Arthropoda; Insecta; Blattodea; Termopsidae. Gene Ontology annotation, molecular function: branched-chain-amino-acid:2-oxoglutarate transaminase activity. Gene Ontology annotation, cellular component: mitochondrion. The record is from RefSeq and is a predicted model, not a curated record. Gene Ontology annotation, biological process: L-valine biosynthetic process; L-leucine biosynthetic process.
ACAUUCACGUUGCGAAACCAGUUUGGGUACUGUGAGAAACGUGAUAAGUUAUUCCAUUAUAUUUGUCCGGGAAGUAAGUGCUGGAUCGUUUACGUUUUUGCGUUCUUGACUUGUAUAAUAAAUAUGUAACAUUGUUUGAAGUUCACGUGACGUAUGCUGAUUGAUAUGGAAGUAUGAUUAGUGUUUAGUUGGCAUCUUAUGGGAAUAUAGCCUUUCAUCAUGGUUAGUUUAACACGUUUACCAAGAGUACUUCUCCGUCGUAAGUUUCUUUGCAGACAUGUUGCCACUCAUAAGGUUAAACCAGCUCUUUCAAUUUCAAAUGAAGUACAAAAUACGUUUAAGUUUGCAGAUCUAUCUGUGCAGCUUGCCUCCCCUGAUCAAUUGCAGCCAAAACCAGAAGUUGCAGAUCUCCAAUUCGGGAAGUAUUUCACAGAUCACAUGCUUAAAAUCCUUUACCACGAAUCUCUGGGAGGUUGGCAGAGACCUGAAAUUAUUCCAUUUGAAAAUAUAGUACUUCACCCAGCAGCUAAAGUUCUGCAUUACGCAACUGAGCUGUUUGAAGGCAUGAAAGCAUAUCGUGGUGUGGAUGGAAAGAUACGUAUUUUCCGCCCAGAGAUGAACAUGGAACGUAUGAAUCAGACAGCUCUGCGAGCGGGUCUUCCUACAUUUGAUGGGGCAAACCUCAUAAAGUGCCUUUGUCGGCUCAUCAGCAUAGACCAGGAAUGGGUGCCUCAUUCCGAGUCAUCCAGCCUUUAUAUCCGCCCGACACUUAUUGGUAUUGACCCAACGUUGGGUGUCGCAGCGUGCGCGUCAGCGAUGCUGUACACUAUCCUUUGUCCAGUCGGCGCCUAUUUCUCGGGUGCAGGCGAAUCCGCAGUGUCGUUGCUGGCAGAUCCUCAGUUCACACGCGCUUGGCCCGGCGGUUGCGGUGAUAAGAAGAUGGGUUCGAACUAUGCUCCUACCAUUCAUGUGCAGCGAGAAGCUCUCGGACAGGGCCUUCAGCAAGUUCUGUGGUUGUACGGUGAAGAUCACCUAAUCACCGAGGUCGGCACCAUGAAUAUUUUCAUGUUCUGUAUCAACGAGAGCGGAGAGAAGGAACUCGUCACACCACCACUGGAUGGUUUGAUCCUCCCAGGUAUCACGAGGGCGUCAAUCCUCCAGUUGUCACGUGAAUGGAAUGAAUUCCGCGUGUCAGAACGCAGCAUCCCGAUGGCCGAACUUGUUAGUCUCCUUAGCGAGAACAGGUUGCUGGAAUUGUUUGGCGCUGGAACGGCGUGCGUGGUAAGUCCAAUCGCGUCAAUCUCAUACAAAGGUGAGAAGCUUCUAAUCCCUACAGUAGAACAAAAAUACCCCAUCUACGCGAAAUUCAGGCGGACACUGACGGACAUUCAAUAUGGUCAUGUAUCGCACCCGUGGGCUGUGACGGUUGAUGUUUAGAACACUGUACAAAGCCCUGAAUUUAAUUUAUUCAUCACAUAUCACUUUACAUUUCUGAUUUAUAGAUCUUUUGAACUUUCAUUAAUGUGCCAAAAGACGUACUCCACUUAAAGAGCAUGCAGGCCACUUGCAGGAAUCCACCGUAUAGACAGUUCUUGAAUUUUAAUUUUUGUUUGUCGUUUAGAGUGCUGAAGUUUAGGUAUUUUGCUCGUGUACUGAUUUAUUUAUCAGUACCAGUAGAAUUCUUUUAAUAACUACGGACGCAAGUAACAUUAGAUAUUGUAGAUUUAUACGUGUUUUAGAGCAGUGGUCCCCAACCUUUUUGUGCCUACGGGCACAUUUGUGAGUUUGUGAGAUCGUGGCGGGAACCAACCAAUUAAC